This is a messenger RNA of Trifolium pratense (red clover), 2630 nucleotides long. RefSeq names its product cysteine-rich receptor-like protein kinase 2. Gene Ontology annotation, molecular function: protein kinase activity; ATP binding. Bases 384 to 2336 code for a protein of 650 amino acids. NCBI's taxonomy places the organism in Eukaryota, Viridiplantae, Streptophyta, Magnoliopsida, Fabales, Fabaceae. Gene Ontology annotation, biological process: protein phosphorylation. The transcript has 8 exons. The record is from RefSeq and is a predicted model, not a curated record.
UGAAAAUGCUCUUAGCAUGCCAAAUAUUCAACAGUAGGGUCUGGUGUCUUUAAUAGGUUUAUUGAAGUCAAGGAUAAAUCGGUGAUCCAACUACACAACCAUAAUCUGCAUUCAUACUAUCAUGAAAAAAGUUAUUUUGGAAAUUUCAUGGAUUGCAACAAAAAAUAUACUAGUUAGUGUACUUGGAUUAUAGAUAUUGUAAACAAUAGAUAGAAUCAUAAAUAAGAGAAUAACCAUUUUAUAUGUUGUAAAAUCUGAGAUACCGAGUUCGAUUUUUACUGAUAAAAUUCACCCAGAGAUUCUAAAUUCUCCUCUUUUUUCAACAGUUCCUUGUGAAUAGUCAGCCAACCAAAGAAACUGAUUCAGAUUGGAUCAUUCAGAAAAUGAAGAAAGCAGUCCCUCUCAUCUUUUCUCAAUGUCUCAAACUUCUUCUCAUCAAGUUUGUAUUACUAUCAGAAACUAUAAUGGCAGAACCAAGAACCAAGACAGUUAUGAUCACAUGUGGCCAUCAAAUAGAGCACAACACAAGCAUCUUUGUUUCAAAUUUUGUUGCAACCAUGGAGAAGAUUAGCGAGCAGAUGCGCAGUACUGGCUUCGGCACAGCAGUUACAGGGACAGGACCUGAUGAUAACUAUGGCCUAGCACAAUGCUAUGGAGAUCUUUCGUUACUUGACUGUGUGUUGUGUUAUGCUGAGGCGCGCACGGUUCUUCCUCAGUGCUUCCCUUAUAAUUCUGGUCGGAUUUACCUUGACGGUUGUUUCAUGAGGUCUGGGAAUUAUAGUUUCUUUAAUGAGUAUAAAGGACCUGAAGAUAGAGCUGUAUGUGCAAACACAACUAAGAAGAACUCAGAUUUUCAAGCAGCGGCAAAACAAGCAGUGUUGAGAGUAGUUCAAGAUGCGUCGAACAAUAAAGGGUAUGCUAGGGGGGAAGUUUCUGUAUCAGGAACAGCAAAUGAAUCUGCUUAUGUUCUGGCUGAUUGUUGGAGGACCUUGGAUUCUAGGUCUUGCAAAGCAUGUCUUGAGCAUGCAUCUUCUUCUAUAUUGGGAUGCUUGCCCUUCUCAGAAGGACGAGCGCUCAACACCGGAUGCUUCAUGAGGUACUCUGACACUGAUUUUCUUAACAAGGAAGUAGAAACUGAGAGUUCAAGAGGUAAUGUGGUAGUGGUAGUGGUUGCAGUAGUCAGUUCGGUGGUCGUUGCAGUGGUUGGAGUGGUCAUUGGAGCAUAUAUCUGGAAACAGAGAUACAUUCAAAAGAAAAGAAGAGGAUCAAAUGAUGCAGAAAAGUUAGCAAAGACUCUUGAACAAAAAAGCUUGAACUUCAAGUACUCUACAUUGGAAAAAGCUACUGAGUCUUUUAAUGACAAUAACAAGUUAGGCCAUGGAGGAUUUGGCACGGUUUAUAGAGGAGUUCUACUUGAUGGAAGAGAGAUUGCUAUCAAGAGGUUAUAUUACAAUAACAGACAUAGAGCAGCAGAUUUCUACAACGAAGUUAACAUGAUUAGUGGCGUUGAACACAAGAAUCUAGUUAGACUAUUAGGUUGCUGUUGUUCAGGACCUGAAAGCCUGCUUGUUUACGAAUAUAUGCACAACAGAAGUCUCGAUCACUUCAUUUUUGAUAAAAACAAGGGCAGAGAACUAAAUUGGGAAAAGAGAUAUGAAAUAAUUAUUGGGACAGCUGAAGGAUUAGUUUACCUUCACGAGAACUCCAAAAUCAGGAUAAUUCAUAGAGAUAUAAAAGCCAGCAACAUUCUAUUGGAUUCAAAGCUUCGAGCUAAAAUUGCAGAUUUUGGUUUGGCCAGAUCCUUUCAAGAAGACAAGAGCCACAUAAGUACAGCUAUUGCAGGAACUUUGGGGUAUAUGGCUCCAGAAUAUCUUGCUCAUGGUCAGUUAACAGAAAAAGCAGAUGUAUAUAGUUUUGGAGUAUUACUGCUAGAGAUAGUUACCGGAAGACAGAACAACAGGAGCAAAGCAUCAGAAUAUUCAGACAGCUUAAUUAUAGUGGCAUGGAAGCAUUUUCAGUCAGGGACUGCCGAACAAUUAUUUGAUCCAAAUAUAGCAUUGCACGACGACCUCAAUAGUGAUGUUAAGAAUGAGAUUUUAAGAGUGUUUCAUAUAGGACUUCUAUGCAUCCAAGAGGUCGUUUCGUUACGACCAACUAUGUCAAAGACGUUACAGAUGCUAACUGAAAAUGAGGAGUGUCUUGUUGCUCCAUCUAAUCCACCCUUCUUAGAUGAGAGUACCAUGGAACUCCAUGAGACAAGUGGUGACCCAUUUUACCUCCCCAAAACAGCUGAUUCAGUUGCUACUAUGUCCCAUAGCUCUUUCUAUCCCAGGUGACCAUUAAAAUGUAGAGAAAAGAAAAUCAUUGCACACAGCAAGUCUGUCGCACCGCAAGUAAAUUGGCUUGGCUCAGAACUAUGAUAUUGAAGGUUGCUAACAAUGUAUCCGAUCAAUUAAUAUUUCAAUUAUGGGACGCAAACAAUGUAAACCGUAUAGUUCCAUGAUUAACAACUUCCUAUAGAAUUUAGAAUUGAUCUUAUAUGUAGCAACUCAUAAUUACAAGUUUCCAAUUUUGAACAAUCAUGACAGUACCAUCAUUUGAGAAAGAUACUAUGAAGUAAUAUAAAAACA